AUGGGGGCUUUUCGUUCCUUGUUUGGCCUUGGCUUGGUGGCGGGCUUGCUAGCGUUUUGGCUUCCUGUGAUUGUCCAUUUUGUAAAAAUUGGUGGUGUAUUUGAAACUCCAACACCGACGAUUCUAGGAGAAGGUCAAGGUCCUAUCCGCAUUGAGGAUACCAUCCAUUGCGAGGACGUGCACCACUACCGCCCGGCCAACUUGUUGUUUACCGCGUGCGAAGAUACCAAAGACACUCGUUUUGACUGGUUCCCGGGCCUAGGCCAUCUGACGCCUCAUCCACCAGCCCGUGGAUCGAUUCAUGUGAUUGACCCAAAAACAUUCAAGUCCAAGAGGCUGGCUUUUACGAACUUCAAGGGCUCAUUCGUGACCCAUGGAAUCGACGUCAUUGAGGAUCCCACGCAAGAGGACGCGGUGUAUAUCUUUGCCGUUAACCACUUGCCUAACCCCGAAUAUUUUGAGUCAAAUGAAACUUCAGGAGAGAUCUUCAAGGCACGGUCUCAGAUUGAGCUGUUCCGCCACGUCUUGCAGUCGAAUUCGGUGCAGCAUGUCCGUUCCAUUCUCCACCCGCUCGUUAGCACCCCCAAUGACAUCCACGCCGUCAGCCCGGACUCGUUCUACGUGACUAAUGAUCACUUCUACCGAGAUGGCACCAUGCGUCUUAUUGAGGAUGUCUAUCCGCGCGCUAAGUGGUCGUCCAUCAUCCACGUCCAGCUGACCGAUCUGGCAACGAGCGAUGCGACAGCCGGCAUUGAGGCCUCAAUUGCUCAUACUGGUCUCUGGAACAACAAUGGCCUCGGUCAUGGUCGCACUAAGAACGAAGUGGUUAUCUCCAGUGCUAUGGGCGGCGAGCUCUAUCUGGCUGAUCGGCACGCGACCAACAACACACUUUCCGUGCACACUACCAUCCCUUUUAGCACAGUAACGGAUAACCCUAGCUAUUAUGCUGAUCCUUACCGAACUGUCUCAAAUGAUGCAAGUGGCUUUGUGGUCGCUGGUAUCUCACAGCACCUCAAGCUGGCCAAAACUGCAAAAGACCCGAAUGGCCUUGACCCAGUGCAGGUCUGGUACGCCCGCCCUCAGGCAGGCAGUGCAUCUGUUUUGGUCCCAAUUGAGCCCGAGAAUGGCAAGAAGAUGGCCUGGUUGUUCGUGACUGGAUUUUUGUCGGAGUCCAUGGUGGCUGUACAAGUUGAGCUGUAA
Penicillium longicatenatum is the source of this 1200-nucleotide messenger RNA. Its product is annotated as serum paraoxonase/arylesterase family protein. Lineage: Eukaryota; Fungi; Ascomycota; Eurotiomycetes; Eurotiales; Aspergillaceae. The record is from RefSeq and is a predicted model, not a curated record. The transcript is spliced from 3 exons. The coding region runs from base 1 to 1200 and encodes 399 amino acids. Gene Ontology annotation, molecular function: arylesterase activity.